AUGGCGCGUCCGGCGGUGCCGAGCUCGCAGAAGGCGCUGCUGCUGGAGCUGAAGAGCCUUCAGGAGGAGCCCGUGGAGGGUUUCCGCGUCAGCCUGGUCGACGAGGGAGAUCUCUACAACUGGGAGGUGGCCAUCUUCGGGCCCCCCAACACACACUACCAGGGAGGAUACUUCAAGGCUCGUCUCAGGUUCCCCAUCGACUACCCGUAUUCACCGCCCGCCUUCAGGUUCCUGACCAAAAUGUGGCAUCCGAACAUAUACGAGACAGGAGACGUUUGCAUCUCCAUCCUGCAUCCUCCGGUGGAUGACCCACAGAGCGGGGAACUGCCUUCGGAAAGGUGGAAUCCCACCCAAAACGUCCGGACGAUCCUCCUGAGUGUGAUCUCGCUCCUCAACGAGCCGAACACCUUUUCCCCGGCCAACGUUGACGCUUCCGUCAUGUACCGCAAGUGGAAGGAGAGCAAAGGGAAGGACCAGGAAUACACAGACAUCAUCAGGAAGCAAGUGCUGGGCACCAAGGCGGAGGCCGAGCGGGACGGCGUCAAGGUCCCCACCACGCUGGCGGAGUACUGCGUCAAGACCAAGACCCCGGCGCCGGACGAGGGCUCGGACCUCUUCUACGACGACUACUACGAGGACGACGAGAUGGACGACGAGGUGGACAGCUGCUACGGCGACGAGGACGAUUCCGGCAACGAGGAGUCUUGACAAGGGGGGCCCCGCCCUCGCCCCCGCCCCGCCCCCCCUCCCCCUCCUCCUCCUCCUCCUGCUGCUGCUGCUCCUGAUAGUAGCAAUAAACUAUCUGACUCUUUUACUUGAACCCGGGAUGGAUCCGGUUGAGGCUUUGCCCCGAAUUGGAAUGGAAUCGAGAUUGAAUGAGAGAAAGAGAGAGAUUGAGAGAGAGAGAGAGAACUCUACCUCACAAAGGGAGACGUGGUUUCUGCUUGACGUGGCUGGGAUGGGGAGGGAGGGGAUUUCACGUUUAUUAUUAUUAUUAUUUAGGGGAUAGAUUGAUUGGUUGUUUGGCUUUUGUUUGUCGUUCUUCUCGCGCCGAGGAGGAGGAGGAAAUGAUCGGGAUUUGCAGGCCUUCGAUUCUCGAGUGUUUUUGCCUAUUCGUUCCACCACAAGACUUUAAUUCUGAAUUGACGUGGUUGGGAAGGUACUACGAGAUCCUUAUAUUCGAUGGCGUUUUAUUACAUUCUCGGCCACUGCGAGGCGCUGCUUGGCCGUCUUUCCGCCGCGUUUUCUUUCCAGUUUUGGGGAAUGUUUGCGUCCCCUUCAGGAUGUGGACUUUUUCUUUUGCUUUUGUGGUUUUGUUCCGUGUUCCAGGGGAGGUUGGGGUUUCGGUUGUUUCUCCCUCUUGGUUUUGAAGCUAUUUAAUAAAAAGGACUUUGAAAGGAAA
Molecule: messenger RNA, 1402 nt
Organism: Anolis carolinensis (green anole)
Lineage: Eukaryota; Metazoa; Chordata; Lepidosauria; Squamata; Anolidae
Gene: cdc34
Product: cell division cycle 34, ubiqiutin conjugating enzyme
Exons: 5
Coding region: 1-708 (235 amino acids)
Biological process (GO): protein polyubiquitination; ubiquitin-dependent protein catabolic process
Molecular function (GO): ubiquitin conjugating enzyme activity
Source: RefSeq, a predicted model, not a curated record